Colletotrichum truncatum is the source of this 432-nucleotide messenger RNA. RefSeq names its product autolysin (n-acetylmuramoyl-l-alanine amidase). Lineage: Eukaryota; Fungi; Ascomycota; Sordariomycetes; Glomerellales; Glomerellaceae. The record is from RefSeq and is a predicted model, not a curated record.
AUGCGUUUCGACGUCGUUCUGACCCUCGCCACCCUCCUCGGCUCCACCGAGGCCCUCCGUCGUAGCUGCCGUAAGGCUGGCGCGAACGACGGAUGGUACUACACCGUCGGCUUUGACAACUUCAACAACGUCGCCGCCGACUUCUGCACUAGCCCCAGCGUCCUCAGGUCGUGGAAUCCCAACAUCCGCGAAGUCAGAGCCGGCCAGAACCUAAAGGUUCCCUGCCAAGCUGGCAGGAAGAAGCGCGACUGCAAGAAGAACUCCGCCCUCGACGGCGCCUACGUUGUUCAGUCCGGCGACACGCUGGACCACAUUGCUUCGGAUUUCUGCACCAACUCCGACACCCUCCAGUCGAUGAACUCCGGCCUCAUCAAGAACAAGGAUUUUAUUCAAAUUGGCUGGGUCAUCCAGGUCCCUUGCAGCUGGAACUGA